This is a messenger RNA of Mesitornis unicolor (brown roatelo), 300 nucleotides long. RefSeq names its product regulator of cell cycle RGCC-like. Gene Ontology annotation, cellular component: cytoplasm. Gene Ontology annotation, biological process: regulation of cell cycle. The transcript is spliced from 3 exons. Gene Ontology annotation, molecular function: protein kinase binding; protein kinase activator activity. Lineage: Eukaryota; Metazoa; Chordata; Aves; Mesitornithiformes; Mesitornithidae. The annotation marks the transcript as partial. The record is from RefSeq and is a predicted model, not a curated record.
CAAUGGCCGACGAGCUCAGCGACCUGCUGCGGGAAUUCGAGGAGGUGAUAGAGGACUUUGGGAAAGGCCCUGCACGUCAGUACGAGCAGCACCUGGAGGAGCUGAAGAGGAAAGCGGGGCAGAGCGUCUACGACAGCGGCAUCGAGGAGCUGGAGAGUACCAGCGCAUCCCCGGGAAGCAGCCUGAGCUCCAGCGAGGAGGACCUCAACACCCCUGCAGGUGCAUACCCCCAGAAAGCAAAGCUCGGAGACACGCAGGAGCUGGACGAGUUCAUUGCGGACCUGGAUAAAGCGCUGGCGG